AUGGGGGAUGGUGAAAAUCACAUUGAAGUGUUUCUAAAGUUCCAGAGCCUGAUGGGUAACCCUGACUAUAGUUCUAGUACUGCAGCAAUAUUUCUUCUAAAAAUUCUCAAAAUUAAUUCAGGGAUUAAUGUCAUUACUUCUCAGUCCAACAAGCACAGCCUCCUCUUCUUCAUCAAACACUCGGUAUUGUCUCCCUCCCAACCUGUCAAAGCUCAAUCCCAGGUUUACUCCGCAACAGUAACUUACCCGGACAAUCUAACUUCCCCUGGGAGUAGCAGUCCACAGGCCUGCUCCCUUCCUAGUCCCCGUCGGCCACUCUCACGCCCACCCCCGGCGGUCGCAACCCCGCACCCGGGUAAACACGCGCCCCCGUCUCGGGAGCGGUUUCUCCGCGUCCUGGGAGCUGCGGGUCCCGCCCCUCGGCGCCCGGAGCCCGGAGCCCAGAGCCGGCCGGGCGACCGUCGCGGCUCCCUCGGGUCGCUCUCCCCGCAGCGAGCGCCACACCUCGCGCCCCUGCCCCCGGGACGGCGGCGCGCUCCAGCCCGCCCCUCGGAGCGCACAGAGACCGGCCAGUCCGGCGCCGCGGCGCCUCAGCCCCAGACGAACGACUCGCCCCUCCCCGCCCGGCGCCCCAGCGCCUCCCGCGGCGGCUCGGCCCCAGCCCCGGCACCCCCACGCCUAGGAACAGCCCCUUCCUCGCCCGGACGCCCCGCGCCACACCAGACACAGCCUCGGCUCCACAGCCUCAGAGACGCCGAGGGACACUCACCCCGGAGGCUCCUCCCGCCGCUGCUGCUGCCGCUGGGACCGCUGCCGUCGCCCCCGCCGCCGCCGCCACCAGCACCGCCGUCCGCACUGGCGCCAGCACCCCCAGCCAUCCUCCUCCCACCGCCGCCGCCGCCCUCUCCUCUCCUGUCAGUGGCUCAGGCUCCGGGACUGCUCCAGGUUCCCUUCUCCGCCAUUUUGACUCCUAGAGGGAGCGGGAGGAGCUCGGCUCCGCGCGGCCCUGGGGCGCCUGCGCGGCGCUGCGGAGCCGGCCGGAGCCCCCGCCCUCCCCUGCCGUCGGCGCGCUCAGGGUCACGUGACCCGACGUCGCCGCGCGCGUCGGGCCGCGUGGGGGGUGGUGCGUUCGCUGGAGCCAUGGGAGCUGAGUGCGCGCGCAUUAUUCUUGGUCGUCGGGUGGGAGCGGGGUGUCGGGUCGGUGGGAGUUUGCAGCUUGUGGCAACAUCCUGCUUAUUCCAGCGAAUUGCGACACAUUAUUAAAUGUAUCAGAAUAGAGUUAUGAGAACUGUGUCACUACUACGUCACCGGAUGGCCAUUUCCACCAGUUCAUGUUUCCGUUCGGCGGCCGGCAUCCCUCGGGUGGUCGCAUGCAAUGAGUGCAUCUUUCUCGAAGAGAACUGCUCUUGCGCGGAAAGUCCUUGCUGACAGUCCUGGCAUUCCGGUGGCUGCUUCUUGGCAGUGAGCACUUGUCUAUCAGUCAUGCUGUGUCACCCAGGCUGGAG
Messenger RNA from Piliocolobus tephrosceles (Ugandan red Colobus), 1505 nucleotides. RefSeq names its product basic proline-rich protein-like. NCBI's taxonomy places the organism in Eukaryota, Metazoa, Chordata, Mammalia, Primates, Cercopithecidae. The record is from RefSeq and is a predicted model, not a curated record. Bases 1 to 1263 code for a protein of 420 amino acids. The transcript has 4 exons.